Danio rerio (zebrafish) is the source of this 1828-nucleotide messenger RNA. Lineage: Eukaryota; Metazoa; Chordata; Actinopteri; Cypriniformes; Danionidae. The record is from RefSeq and is a predicted model, not a curated record.
GUCCAGCAGGUGGUGCUGCAGUUGAUCAGUGUGUCUUCACUUGUCUUGAGCUCAGACUGAAGAUCUUCUACACACUCGCUCAGCUCGUAUCCGGCGUUACUCAGAGGUCAUGGCUCUGCCGGACUCAUUCAUCCAGAAGCAGCAGCUGGACGCAUCGAUGGCCGACACCUUCCUGGAGCAUCUGUGUCUGCUGGACAUCGACCAGGAGCCCAUCACUGCCCGCAACACCAGCAUCAUCUGCACCAUCGGUCCAGCGUCUCGAUCCAUCACUAAACUACAGGAGAUGGUGAAAGCAGGAAUGAACAUCGCCAGACUCAACUUCUCUCAUGGCACUCAUCAGUAUCACGCAGAGACGAUCCGUAACGUCCGUGAGGCGGUGGAGACUCUGACCUCUGACCCGCUGUACUACAGACCCGUGGCCAUCGCUCUCGACACCAAAGGGCCAGAGAUCCGCACCGGCCUGGUGAAGGGGCGUGCAGAUGCGGAGGUGACUCUGGAGCGCGGGGCGCUGGUGCGUGUGGUGACGGCGGAGUGUGAGCGCGAGCAGACGGACGGAUCCGUGAUCUGGAUGGAUUAUCCCAGUUUAACACGCGUGCUGAAGAAGGACAGCAGGAUCUACAUCGACGACGGACUCCUCGCUCUCAGAGUGCUGGAGAUCGGGGACUCGUGGCUGCAGGCGCGGGUGGAGAACGGUGGUGUUCUGGGCAGCAGUAAGGGUGUGAAUCUGCCCGGUGCGGAGCUGCUGGACCUGCCGGCGGUGAGCGAGCGAGACCGCUCAGACCUGCAGUUCGGUGUGGAGCAGCAGGUGGACAUGAUCUUCGCCAGCUUCAUCCGCUGUGCUGAGGACGUGAGGGCCGUGAGGGACGCGCUGGGACCCCAGGGACACGACAUCAAGAUCAUCAGCAAAGUGGAGAGCAGACAGGGGGUCCGCAAUUUUGAGCAGAUCCUCCAGGAGAGUGAUGGGGUGAUGGUGGCUCGUGGAGAUCUGGGCAUCGAGAUCCCGGCAGAGAAGGUCUUCAUCGCGCAGAAGAUGAUGAUCGGACGCUGCAAUUCUGCUGGGAAACCUGUGAUCUGCGCAACACAGAUGCUGGAGAGUAUGGUGCACCACGCGCGGCCCACCCGUGCAGAGAGCAGUGAUGUGGCCAAUGCGGUUCUGGACGGAGCCGACUGUGUGAUGCUGUCUGGAGAAACAGCCAAAGGACACUUCCCUGUAGAGGCCGUGGCCAUGAUGCACUCGAUCUGCAGAGAGGCGGAGGCGGCCAUCUUUCACCAGCAGCUGUUUGAAGAGUUGCGGCGCUUGACUCCGCUGAGCUCCGACCCCACAGAGGUCACAGCCAUCGGGGCCGUCGAGUCCUCAUACAAGUGCUGCGCUGGAGCCAUAAUCAUACUCACCACCAGCGGCCGGUCUGCUCAGUUAUUGUCUCGUUAUCGUCCUCGUUGUCCGAUCAUCGCUGUGACGCGUAACGCUCAGGUUGCCCGCCAAUCACAGCUGCUGCGUGGAGUUUUCCCCGCCCUCUUCAGAGCUCCGCCCGCUGAGGUGUGGGCUGACGACGUGGACAACCGUGUCACCUUCGCCAUGGACAUCGGUAAAGCGCGCGGGUUCUUCCGCUCAGGUGAUAUGGUGAUCGUGGUCACCGGCUGGAGUCCCGGCUCUGGACACACAAACAUUAUGAGGGCGGUGACAGUGCCCUGAUGCCCAUCUCUGAUUGGCCGGAGUCUUUGAUUGACAGUCUCCUGGGGCGUGUCUGUGUGUCAGCUGAUCUCAGUUUGAUUUACAUUUACAGCAUCAUGUGUCAGUCCGUUCUACAGCAAUAAACAUAACUGAGUC